Messenger RNA from Brassica napus (rape), 2433 nucleotides. RefSeq lists its product as uncharacterized. The transcript is spliced from 3 exons. Lineage: Eukaryota; Viridiplantae; Streptophyta; Magnoliopsida; Brassicales; Brassicaceae. Bases 1 to 2433 code for a protein of 810 amino acids. The record is from RefSeq and is a predicted model, not a curated record.
AUGGAGGGGAAUCAGCGCCAAGCUAGAGCUAUUGGCACCUAUGAUCAACCCAAUAUACAUGGUAGUAGGCUGGGUAUCAGGACACCAACUGUGGAGAACAACAACUUUGAGAUCAAAUCCAGCUUGAUCAACAUGAUAGAGAACAACAAAUAUCAUGGUCUUGCUUUGGAGGAUCCACUUGAUCACCUGGAUCAAUUUGAUAAGUAUUGUGGCCUGUCAAAAACAAAUAGUGUCUCUGAAGAUGCCUUCAAGCUGAGAUUGUUUCCAUUCUCUUUGAGAGACAAAGCUCACACAUGGGAGAAGAACCUUCCAAGUGACUCUAUCACCAUUUGGAAUGAAUGCAAGACAACCUUCUUCAACAAGUUCUUCUCUAGCUCAAGGACUGCCAAGCUUAGGAAUGAGAUCUCUGGGUUUCAACAGAGGAAUCUUGAAGGUUUUAGUGAAGCAUGGGAAAUGUUCAGAAGCUACUGGUCUCAAUGCCCACAUCAUAGUUUUACCAAGGAGAGUCUGCUCAGUACCUUCUAUAGAGGAAUUUUACCUAAGUUCAGAAGCCAGCUGGAUACUGAUAGCAAUGGGUUCUUCUUGGGGAGAACUGAAGAAGAUGCUGAGAAACUUGUAGAGAACAUGUCUCAUAGAAGCAACAUAGGGAGUGGAGGAGAUGAUCAGAACACAAGGAAAGAAUUGAAGGCUCUACAAGACAAGUUGGAUAAGAUUCUCUCAGAUAGAGCUAAACAAGAGAAGAUGAACUCUGUUGGUGAGCAGAAACAAGAGGAGAUUGCUGUGGUUAAUGAAGUUGAUGGUCUAGAAGGUCAAGAAGAGUUGUGCUUUGUGAAUGCUAAUGGGACAUGGUACAAGAAGGAGCCUAACUUUCAGUACCACAACAACUACCAGCAAAAGCCCUUCUACAACAACCAACAAGGUGGUUACCAGUCUACACAAGGCCAAACUGGGUCUUCCACUUCUGCCCCUCAAGAGAGUAGCACCAAUACUAUGUUGAAGCAAAUCUUGGAGUCUCAGAAUAACACUGCAAAGAACAUUGGAGAUGAAUUGAAGAUUCUCCAGACCAAGAUUGAUGGGAACUACAAUGACCUCAGCGACAAGUUCCUACAACUCUCCUCUCACUUCAAGGCUUUGAAGAAUCAGUUUGCCUCUAUGCCUUCAACCUCCAAGCGCCCAAUGGGAUCUCUACCAGGGAAAUCAGAGCAACACCCUAAAGAGUAUUGCAAUGCUAUCCUCUCUACUACUUCUGAGAUGGAGUUGAGUGAUCAUAGGAAAGAAGUAAAUGAGCUUGAAAGACCCAUGUAUGGAACAGAAGUUGUUGCCACGGCUGAAGCACAGAUUGUGGAGAAGGUUGGACAGAGGGUUGAAGCAAAGAUUGUGACGAGAGCUGAGCUCAAAGCUGAGAAACCAAUUAUUGAGAAUGUUGUCAAGAAGUUGAAGGAGGUUAAGCUGGAAGAGACCCAUGAGGUUGAGCAGUCACCCUAUGAUAAGCUUCCAUUUCCACAAAGGCUUCUCACAAAGGCUCAAAAGAAGGUGAUCUCCAAGUUUAGAAAAGACAUGGGUGAUGUAGCAGUCAACCUUCCACAGAUAACGAAUAUGCAUGAUGCUCAUGUCCAAAUGAUGCUCAUCAAGGACAUUCUAGCUCACAAAGAAGAAGUAGGAGAGCUUCUAAACAUCUCUACUAUGCAGCUUGAUCCACCAGUCACACCAAAGUCCCUUCCCAAACUAGAAACCCAAGGGAAGUUCACCUUGUCUUGCUCCCUUGAGAUGGUGAAGAGUCUUGAGAUUGAAAACAUGGAGCCAAACACAUCCUUACUAAUGUUGGGGGACUCCUCUUCUACAACUCCAAUUGGUCUCAUCAAGGACUUUCCUUUGAAGAUUGGAGCUUGCACCAUUCCUAUUGACCUCACUGUUUUGAAGAUGGCAACUGGGAAGAGAGUCCCAUUGAUCCUUGGAACACCAUUUCUAACAACAGUAGGAGCUUGCAUUGACUUUGCCAACAAGAAGGUCACACUCCUCAAUGUGAACAAAGCUGUCUCCUACCCAAUCAAGUCUGCAAUGAUGAAUGUUGAGUAUUGUGGAACUAUCACUUGUGGAGAACCUUCCACUGAAAAGAUCAAGGAUGAAAUGGUUGAGGAGGUGGGUAGAGCCACAGAGGCUACUCAUCACAAGAAGAAGAUGAUCAAAGAACCUUAUCCCGCUCCUAUUGAGAAAUCUUCACACAUUCUAACUCUUUAUCCAAUGAAGAUCAAAGAUGGAGUGAUUGAGUACAAGAUCAAGUGCAAGGGAGAGUCUAAACCAUUCUCAAGUGCAAGGGCCAUCAUAACUCCUCAGCUCCAAGAUGAUCAACUCAAGCUUCAAGAGCUCCUCUCUCAGGUCCUCAUCAUCACUCUUGAAGGUGGGAAGGAUCCUCCUUCUCCAUUCUCCACUUGA